AUGAGCGAGCUUUUGCGUAGGAUUACCCGGCAGAUCUCACCCCACCACAACCCCGAAGGCAUCACAUGGGGGAAAUCCAGAGCUUUACUAGACCAGGCAAGACAGAGCACUGUCGCCCAAGUUAGCAAGGGUUGCCAAAAGGACAUGCUGGCCACGGCCCUCGCGGCAAAACUGGCAGAUGAGUUCAAAGAGGAGGUGGUGCACGUUGAACGAGCAGCGGCGGAUCCGCCACGGCCCCGCAAGAUUAACUCCAAGAGGUCCGAGCGACCUGAAGAAAUCAAGCCUCAGGACAAGCGCAAAUCACGGGCACGGCUGACGUCGUCCCGAGUUGCUGAGCUGGUGCAGAGAGCCAGCGGCACAGAGGAAGGUAUGUAUGCAUGA
Messenger RNA from Lachancea thermotolerans CBS 6340, 381 nucleotides. Its product is annotated as KLTH0E09636p. The coding region runs from base 1 to 381 and encodes 126 amino acids. NCBI's taxonomy places the organism in Eukaryota, Fungi, Ascomycota, Saccharomycetes, Saccharomycetales, Saccharomycetaceae. The transcript has a single exon. The record is from RefSeq and is a predicted model, not a curated record.